UCCUGUCGGGAACUUCCGGUCCGGGACUUCCGGUCCGGGGCUUUUCCAUCUCUCCUGCGGGAGAAGCAGGCUGCGGGGACUGCGGUAGCCUCGUGACCCGGACGCCCUCCGGACGAAGGAGGAAGAAACAGUUAGCAGACGCAGCUCAGUGUCUGCUCUCUGCCCUCCCCUCAGCCUUUUCCUGGAUUGUGAGCACCUUGAUGGGGAUCCCUGCGUCGUUCAAGGUGAAGCUCUGUGUCAGGAUUAAGACUUGUAGAGAUUUGUCGCUGCUUGGUCCUGAUAAGUGUUAAAUCUGUUCCAAGAUGGCCGAUCCUUGGCAGGAAUGCAUGGAUUUCGCCGUAACCCUCGCAAGACAAGCUGGAGAGGUAGUUCGUGAAGCUCUAAAAAAUGAAAUGAAUGUUAUGAUUAAAAGUUCUCCAGCCGAUUUGGUAACUGUGACUGACCAAAAAGUGGAAAAAAUGCUUCUCUCUUUCAUAAAGGAAAAGUACCCAUCUCACAGUUUCAUUGGCGAGGAAUCCGUGGCCGCCGGGGAGAAGAGUGUCCUGACCGACGACCCUACGUGGAUCAUCGACCCCAUUGAUGGGACGACCAACUUCGUGCACAGAUUUCCUUUCGUUGCUGUUUCAAUUGGCUUUGUUGUAAAUAAAAAGAUGGAAUUCGGAGUUGUGUACAGUUGUGUGGAGGACAAGAUGUACACGGGCCGGAGAGGAAAGGGCGCCUUUUGUAAUGGGCACAGACUGCAGGCUUCCCGGCAAGAAGAUAUUACCAAAUCACUCUUGGUGACCGAGUUGGGCUCUUCCAGAACACCAGAGACUGUAAGAAUUAUUCUGUCUAAUAUGGAGAAGCUUCUUUGCAUUCCCAUUCAUGGGAUCCGAGGCGUUGGAACGGCAGCUGUUAACAUGUGCCUUGUGGCCAGUGGGGUCGCAGACGCGUAUUAUGAAAUGGGCAUCCACUGCUGGGACAUGGCGGGAGCUGGCAUCAUUGUCACCGAAGCUGGUGGCGUACUAAUGGACGUGACAGGUGGACCAUUUGAUUUGAUGUCACGAAGAAUAAUUGCUGCAGGUAGUAAAACCUUAGCAGAAAGGAUAGCCAAGGAAAUUCAGAUAGUACCUUUCCAAAGAGACGAUGAAGAUUAAAUCCAAGCACCGACAUAUUCAGUCACAGCGGCAUCCUCUCCCCAGAUUGGCUGACGCACUGAUGAUGUCACAAAAUUGAGGUCCUUUGUUUCAGUUGUAUAGUAGGAUUGGUUUAAAUUGUCUUUGAUGUCCAGACUGAAAAAAUUGCUACUUGUUGCAUAUUUUACUAAGACUAGUAUGCCAGAAUAGAUGAAAUGUUUGUUUCAUCGUUUUAAAACAUUUUGUGUGUAAGAAUGGACUUUGGGGAAAAUACGCAGGCAGUUGAUGA
Messenger RNA from Rhinolophus ferrumequinum (greater horseshoe bat), 1404 nucleotides. RefSeq names its product inositol monophosphatase 1 (gene IMPA1). Gene Ontology annotation, biological process: signal transduction; inositol metabolic process; phosphatidylinositol phosphate biosynthetic process. The record is from RefSeq and is a predicted model, not a curated record. Bases 303 to 1136 code for a protein of 277 amino acids. The transcript is spliced from 10 exons. Gene Ontology annotation, molecular function: inositol monophosphate 1-phosphatase activity. NCBI's taxonomy places the organism in Eukaryota, Metazoa, Chordata, Mammalia, Chiroptera, Rhinolophidae.